UGAGCCUUUUAAGUUGUGCAAUAACAAACCGUAGCAUAGCACUGUCCAUUUUACCUCUUUGUAAAUGUAGUGGAGAUAAGACUCAUGAAAUACUGGAGGGAAUCCAAAUACACGAGCUGAACUCUGAUAGAUUAUUGAAAGGACUACAAUAUUAGAGAUGUGGUUUUGAGUUGAUGGAAACCUCAGAGAAGAUGUUUAACUGGGACGAGGAGUGGAACAUCUCUUUUGCUGGCUGUGGAUUUAGGAGUAUUUACUACCUGGGAGCUCUGAGCUGUAUCCUGGAGCGGGUCCCACAGCUGGUUCAUGGAGCCUUUAAAAUCUGUGGAGCUUCAUCUGGUUGUCUCGUGGCUGCAGCUCUGACUGUUGGGAUUCCCAUUGAACAGUUCUGUGUUGAUGUUUUGACAACGGCGAAAGAGGCCAGAAAACACACUCUGGGAAUUUUCCACCCGAGCUUCAGUCUGCUGCAGACAGUACAGGACUCCCUGCUGGAGAGGCUGCCAGCAGACGCCCACCUUCGGGCCUCUGGAAAGCUCUGUGUGUCCCUCACCAGACUGGCUGAUGGGAAGAACGUUUUGGUAUCAGAGUUCGACAGCAGAGAUGAGCUCAUUCAGGUUCUCAUGUGCAGCUGCUUUUUCCCUGUUUACUGUGGUUUUAUCCCACCUUCAUACCGUGGAGUGCACUAUAUGGAUGGAGCCCUGAGCAACAACAUGCCCCUGUUCGAGCAGAGAAACACCAUCACUAUGGCCCCGUUCUCCGGUGAGAGCGACAUCUGCCCCAGAGAGGGUACGUUCAACUUCUUUGAAGUUCACUACGGCAACGUUAGCAUCCAGGUCAACACCGGCAAUGUGCAUCGGGUCUGUACGUCCUUCUUUCCUCCCAGACUUGAGAAGCUUGCUGAGAUCUGCCACAAUGGCUACAUGGAUGCUCUUUGUUUCCUGAGACAAAGAGAUCUGCUUGGAACACAGCAUCUUACCCCCAGUUUGGUGGCGGAGAGGGACACAGUCAGACCUGCUUGUUGUGAGCUGGUGAAGUUGGCCCAAGCAGAAGAGUCAAAGAAGACACUGUUGAAUGGACAAAACCCUCAUCAGGAAGAUAAUUUGUGGCUGGACCUGAAAGUCAUAGAGAACCUCCCAGUAAGCUUCCAGAAAGUGCUGUGUGAGGCAUGCAGGGACAGUCAUGAUGGCGGCUCUCAGCUCAUUCAGUUCCUUCCAGUGAAAGUGCUUAUGUAUCUGCUGACCCUCCUAAUGCUGCCCAUUGAACUGACCUUCUUACUUACCAAAAGCAUGAUAUUAUCAGGCUGUACAGCAACUUGCAGACUGUUGACGUCGACUUCAGAUCUCUGCAGGCAGACAUGGAGCAGCGGAGGCGAGGAACCCAACAGUGCAUUUCCAGAGCAGCGCUGCAGCAGCAGGCCCUCUAACUCGGACCUCAGAACCCAGACAGGAGGAGACAAAAACAUUAAACCUUUGACCUCAACAAUCACCCCAUAUUCUAACAAAACUCUUCGUUGGGACAACAAUGGUAACGUGGACCUCCUCUCCCUCACCUCUACAUGUAUGGGUCCAUCCAACUUCCCCACCCCCAAUACACCUGCAUGUGGCAAGGUGACUUUAAACCACAGAAGCAAAUGGACACAUCAUCAACCAUAAAUCAGUCAGAAAAAAGACUGUUUAGUAUUGCAAAUGUUAAACUUUUCAUGAAUGGAAUAUAAUAUCAGUUUUGUUAGAUUAAUCAGCAAUAGAGUAUCUAAAUGGAUAUUUAUUUAUGAUCUCUUAACACUUUUGUACUUUGUGAAGAAGAAGAAAUGCUUGUUUGUUUGGAUUUGUCUGACUCAUAUGCAUGUCGACUCAAUAAGGCUGUUGUUGCGAACCACCUGAGAUGGUGACCAAAAGCUAAACCUAACUUUUCCCAAUGAUCCUACUUUGAAAAAAUAAUUUACCCUGACCAUAAUCAAAGUAAAUGAACAUAACUUGCUGUUGAAUGACCAGCAUUUUGAGCGCAGGCCAUAAAAUCAUUCCAGAGACUUAGUUUGGUUAAGAGUUGACAAGAAAACCAAAGUGAUCAUUUCAACGCAAGUUCUUAUCCGGGGUUAAGUGUGUUUAAAAGCAUGUUGAUUUUAGGAAUAUCUUGCAGCCAAAGCUCUGGCACUCCAAGUUUACCCACGAGGCUUUGUGACACUAAAAAUGACUGAAAGGUAAUCCAAUAAUAUAGAAAAAGCAUCAUCAGGACAUUUUAAUGGGCAACUGUUUCAGAAAAUUCCUUGUGAAUGACAUUUUCAUAAACAUACAAAACAUAAUUCUAAAAUUCCUAAAGCAGAAAAGUGAUAAUAACAAAGAUUAAAAUAUUACCUGUU
Molecule: messenger RNA, 2353 nt
Organism: Siniperca chuatsi (mandarin fish)
Lineage: Eukaryota; Metazoa; Chordata; Actinopteri; Centrarchiformes; Sinipercidae
Product: patatin-like phospholipase domain-containing protein 2
Exons: 9
Coding region: 174-1649 (491 amino acids)
Biological process (GO): triglyceride catabolic process; lipid homeostasis
Cellular component (GO): lipid droplet; cytoplasm; membrane
Molecular function (GO): triacylglycerol lipase activity
Source: RefSeq, a predicted model, not a curated record